AUGAAGGCUUUUAUCUGGAUCUUUGCCACAUUUAUUGUUACUUCCUCCGCCGGAUUUAUAGGCAGUGGUGGAAGUAGAGCAUUGGGAAGCGGUGGCAUUGGUGGUCACCGUACUGGUGACGUGGACACAGUUGUUGUUCAUCACCACCACGGAGGAUUUUCCGGAGAUCAUUUUCACACAGGACACCCGGAAGUUCAAACUGUCAAGGUUAUACAUCACGAUGUGGCUACAAGUUCACACUUAGGUGGAGCUCCUGGUUUCGAUGGUCAUGGUAAUCAAUAUGGCGGUUUCACUUCGACUGCUGGUGUUGGUCUUGUUAAAACAGUUAAUAUAAUUCAUCAACAUGGUAGUCACGGAUUCGGUGGAUUUAAUGGAGGAUUUGCCUCUGAUCAUUCUCAUGUUGGAGCUCCUCAUCACGAGGUUAAAACUAUUAAAGUAAUCCAUGAAGAAGAUGGCCACUCACAAAUUGGUGGUUUUACUGGUGGAAUACAUGACCACCCACAUGGUAGUCACCAUGAAGUCAAAACAGUUAAAGUAAUUCAUCAGGAUGCCGGGCAUGCACACGGUGCAAGUUUUGCUGGAGGUCUAGAUCACUCCUCCUAUGGCUACGAUCAUUCUUUAGUUGGUCAUCAUGCAACCAAAACCAUUAAAGUUUUUCAUCAAUUGGCUGGCCAAGAUCAUAGACACGUUGGUCACGAUCAAGGUCAUGUUGCUAAUACCGCAGCUCCUCUAUCGCCUGUAGCCCAUCACGAAGUCAAGACUAUCAAUGUCAUCCACCAUGCAGAACCGCCAAGUAACUCGUAUUUGCCACCAGUCUCGACACCAAUAGACUUUAACUAA
This is a messenger RNA of Stomoxys calcitrans (stable fly), 840 nucleotides long. Its product is annotated as histidine-rich glycoprotein-like. The transcript is spliced from 2 exons. NCBI's taxonomy places the organism in Eukaryota, Metazoa, Arthropoda, Insecta, Diptera, Muscidae. Bases 1 to 840 code for a protein of 279 amino acids. The record is from RefSeq and is a predicted model, not a curated record.